This is a messenger RNA of Wyeomyia smithii (pitcher-plant mosquito), 1706 nucleotides long. RefSeq names its product serine protease inhibitor 42Dd-like. Gene Ontology annotation, molecular function: serine-type endopeptidase inhibitor activity. The transcript has 2 exons. NCBI's taxonomy places the organism in Eukaryota, Metazoa, Arthropoda, Insecta, Diptera, Culicidae. The record is from RefSeq and is a predicted model, not a curated record. The coding region runs from base 225 to 1409 and encodes 394 amino acids.
GGAGCAUUCCGUAGUCGUCACUCGGUGCAGUACUAUCAAUGUUUCUAUUAGUGAACGCCAUUAUGGCACCCCGUUAUCAGUAGCAGCACUGCGGGGCACGGAUCCGCACUUUGACAGCUGAUGAUGUUUACGAGCGGUUCCCAGACGUCGUCGUUGUCGUUUGUCGUUGCUGGUGGUUCAUUCAGCACGGUUUGUGGAUCAGUUACGAGUGAUUGCUGGACAAAAUGUGUCGCCCAAUCGGAUGGAUAGUGCUAUUCUUUAGCUUUCACUGCUGUUUCGGAGGUUCUUUGCGAUUUCCUUACGGGGACACCAACUUUAGCUUGAAUGUUUACAAGGCUGCCUUCGAUCCGGAGAAGAAUAUUAUUGUCGCACCGUUUGUGUUGCGCAACAGCAUUGCGAUGCUGUAUGCGAUUGCGACAGGAGAGACGCGUGAACGCCUACGCGAGGUCUUUGCGCUGCCGGAAAAUUUCACCGAGUUUUUGAUCAACCAAAAAGAGCUACAUUUCAUGCUAGGUGGUGAAGGAGGCGACGGAUUUAGGAUGAGAAAUCGCAUUAUUCUGAAUGGCUUCCGGGAAGUCGAUAUACAUAUGCGAGAUGUGAUGGAUGAUUUGGAUACGACCAUUGUUUACUUCGACUUCGGCCAACGGGAGGGCGUGGUGAGGCGGGUGAACCAUUUCGUGAAUUUCAACACUAACAGGGUUGUUACCGGUAUGGUGGAUUUAGAGCGAAUUCCGAAGGGCAUGCAGCUGGUACAGAUUUGUGCUGCUUCCUUCAAGCCUCCGUUCGCGAGUGCGUUCGAUCCGAAUGAUACAAGCCCUCGGGAGUUUUGGAGUGGUCUGAUUGAAAAGUUGUACUCAACUAUGACUAUGUUUAAGCGUGGUGAAUUUCGAUUUUCUCGUAUUCCGGAGUUGGAGAUCGAGGUGUUGGAGUUACCGUUCGUCAAAUCUAGCGAUGCCGUGAUGUGGAUAAUGCUGCCCGACAGGGACGCAUCGUUGGAAGCCAUCAUGAAGCAACUCGAGCCGGGACAUUUUGACGCAAUACAAGCGCACUUCUCGAUGAAGAGAGCAGAGAUUACCGUUCCACUGUUUACCAUCGAAUCCGUUUUCAAUGCGACAUAUUUCUUGCGUCAAACCAUGGGGCUUGAUUUACUAUUUAAAAAUCACGAUUUACGGGUGUUCGAGGAUCUGGACUCGUCCCUGGAUACUGUGCUGCAUCGGGCCGGGAUGAGGUUUUACGAGAAAACGGCCGAUGCCGGGGGUGCUACUGUGGUGCGGAGUUUCCGUAAAAGAAGUUCAGCCUACCAGUACGUGGUGGCUCGAUCAUAUCUUUUUGUGAUAGUGAAAAAAACCAACAAGCAAAUCCUGUUCAUGGGUCAUUUACAUAAGCCGGAUAACUUAGUGGAAGUUUAAAAUAGAUAAAGCAGGACUAACUUAGUGUAAGUUCAAAACAGAUAAAGAAAUUGGCUCCAUACUCCUUUUCAAUUUCGAGUUCGAAAUAAAGUAAUUCGAACACUUGGCCAGCAGAUCAAACGUGUUUUUUGUUUCUGUGAUCAUCGCGUCGCGAUGGAGUUUUUGAGGGAUUUCAUUCCAGUUCGUCCAGCCGUUAGGGGCACUCUAGAGCGAGAUUUUGUGACAUCGGUAACUUAAGGAGAUUUGUAUAUUUGAACAUACAGGAAAAAAUUGGAGUUAUUUUUGAAAAGGGUUUAA